AUGACAGAUACCGAUGAACCACAAAUAUUUAAGAAACGCUAUAAGAUUGUUAAGAAACUAGGAGCAGGAAAUUUUGGUGUAGCUUAUCUUGUUACUGAUCGGCAAGUAUACAAUGAAUCAAAAGUGCUUAAAGUAGUUCGAUUAGGUGAUAUGGAACCUGAACAAACUGUCGAUUCUGUUCGUGAAGCGGAAUUACUGUCAAAAUUACAGAAUGAGCAUAUUGUUAAGUUCUAUGAAAGUUUUCUUGAAAAUGAUUGUUUGUGUAUCGUUACUGAAUACUGUGAAGGCGGUGAUCUAGAUCAAAAAUUUAAAGAACUAAAGAAGAAAAAUCAGAUGUUACCGGAAGAUCAAGUCGUUGAAUGGCUUAUUCAAAUCUUAAUUGCUGCACAGUAUAUGCAUAAAUCAAGAAUUCUACAUCGAGAUUUAAAAGCUCGGAAUAUUUUUCUUAAAUCCAACAAAGUGAAAAUUGGAGACUUUGGUAUCAGUCGGAUUUUAAUUGGCACAAUGGACGUCGCAAGUACAUUCACUGGAACACCAUACUAUAUGUCACCGGAGGUGAUGAAACACGAUGGAUAUGAAUCGAAAUCAGAUAUUUGGUCCGUUGGCUGUUUGUUAUAUGAAAUGUGUACCUAUCAGCAUGCCUUCGAUGGGAAAGGUCUCAUGAAUGUGAUAUAUAAAGUUGUUGAAGGACAACCACCGAAUCUGCCGACUACAUAUACAAAAGAGCUAAAUGAUAUUUUGCAAAAAAUGUUUACUAAAGAUCCAAAGCAACGCCCAAGUGCUGCGGAUUUACUUAAUCAUCCGUAUAUUCUUGAACAUCGUCAGAGAAUCCAGAUGAAUGUGCCUCUGGAAACUACUAUCAGCGGUAAUCAUCGUGCCAGAGACCUUCACACACGUUUUCAAACUGCGAUGAACUACGGUGAUAUGAAAAAGCAAAACUGGUCCCUAAGUGGACAAAACCAGAUAAUCAAUGACAAUGCAUAUACUUCAAAUAAUAAUAACGUCGAUGACGAUGAUGAUGACGUGCAACUCGGCAAUAAUACAUUCUAUAAACGUAAUGUAAAGACAGAAGAAGUGUACAAAGACGAUGAUGAUGAACAAACUGUCAGAGCAGCUCAGACACAAAAGACACCUAAAGAAACUAUGAUAGAACGCAGAUUACACGCAGCUGAUGAACGUGCACAAAUCUUAGCUCAGGUAAAUCGAAGGAAUACAUUAGAAGCGGCUCAAAAUCGACAAUUGAUGCGUGAGAGUACCAUUGUCGGAACUAUGAAACAACCAUGGCCAUCGACAUCGGAGACGGACAUGAAAGAGCGAACUCGCGCAAGAUUGGGACAGACAUUCAAUAAUCGAACUUAUGAUUCUAAUCAAUUUUCCAACGAAGAAACGUACACUGUUCGUAGUAAUAUUGAACAUUCUUCAACAUUUCGGAAGCCUAUUCGUACGUAUAAUGACGAUCGACCAAUAACACCAAUGCGUGGUACUUAUCGGCAAAUCGCUGAUAAGUUUGGUGAUGAAGACGGAUUACCCAGCGAUCCGAAUUUAACCAAUCAGUACUACGAAGUUUAUAAUGAUUUCGAAAAGGAAGAUGAUUACAGUCCAACGCGUGAAAAACUAGAAACAGACUUUCAAGAACAAGUGUGUCGUAGUUUCAAUGGUCUGAAUACGACCUUACAGAGUCAACGAUCUCUCUCUGCAUCUCAACGUUCAACUAUCAAUUCACUGAGUCGAACCAUCGAUCCACACUAUGCUCAUAAUCCUACUCGACCAUCGAAAUAUCUCACGUCAUCGAAAACGAUGGUUAAUUCAACAAAAAAGCGCAGAAUUCCAUCAAGUUCUAUACUCGACGAAAAUAACACGACACUAAAAGAUAAUCCAACUCACGAUGCAUUUGGUCCACUCGCGCGAAGCAAGAAAAUAAGUUCUCUAAGAGCGAAAGCGAUCCAAGACCUAGGUAAUGAUACAUACGAGAAAGUUCAUGACUAUCUAGUACAACAACGCACUCGCCAACGCAUAGAUACAACACUAGAUGACGGACAAAUAACUCAAGGUCUAACAGCAUUUGUUAAAAAGCCCAGUGAUUGUUUUGUUGUUGAUCAACUUGUAUUUCUCGAAUUAGUUUAA
Adineta ricciae is the source of this 2124-nucleotide messenger RNA. The record is from the annotation of a GenBank genome assembly. NCBI's taxonomy places the organism in Eukaryota, Metazoa, Rotifera, Eurotatoria, Adinetida, Adinetidae.